AUGAAAGAACUUUGUGGUGGGUUUCAAAAUGUCAGGGGCAGUAAAAAUGAUUUCAAAAAUUUUUCUAGGGACUUAAAAGUUUAUAUCUCUAAUGCUGAUGGUGCAAUGUUUGUUCUGAACCUUGAACAAAAAGUGAAAACCAGUAAAGGGGGUUAUUAUUUUGAAUACUGUGUUUAUGAAAGUAGGCAUUUGACCCGUGUCUUUUGGGCUGGGGACUCUUUAUCUUUUGAUUCUACGCUACAAAUAAAUAUUCAUUGGUUUUCUGUUUUCUUACUGUGUAUGGGAAGAGAACCCUCUUGUAUUAUCACUGAUCAAGAUCCUGCAAUGGGUAUUGCCAUAGAAAAGGUUUUUACCAAGACUAAACAUAGACUAUGUAUGUGGCACAUAAUGAGGAAGGUACCUGAAAAGGUUGGAACUGCUUUUUGUAAUGAAACUGAUUUCCUGAAAAAGCUAAGUGCAGUAGUUUGGGAUAGAGAGAUUGAUCCUCAUGUAUUUGUUGAUGGCUGGAAUAGUGUUAUGGAGGAGUUUAACCUUGUUGAUCAUGAGUGGUUUGCAUACAUGUUCAAGAUUAAACAUCUUUGGAUUCCUGCAUAUUUAAGGGACUUAUUUAUGGGUGGGUUACUGCGUUCUACACCUAGUUCUCUGUAUGGAGAUGGUGUGAAGUUUUCUGUUAUUGUUGAUCAUAAGAAAAGGAAAAAUUUUGAUGUAAAUUUUGACUUGGCAACAUAUGAGUCAAGUUAUGUUAUGAAGAAAGCUUCUGUCAUAGAUGUUGCUCUAGAUGAUGCUUCUAAGUAUUAUAAGAAGAAGCAAUUGGUCAGUGAUGUAUGGUCCAAGAUUUUCAGUUGUGUGAGUUUAACUGACCAAUCUAAGGAUGAUUUAUCUGAGCUUAUUAGGACAUUAUCUUCAUUUGAGGAGCAGAUGAUAUCAAACAAUAACCCUGAAAAUGCACCAGUUCAAAAGAGGUGA
This is a messenger RNA of Chenopodium quinoa (quinoa), 966 nucleotides long. RefSeq names its product protein FAR1-RELATED SEQUENCE 5-like. The coding region runs from base 1 to 966 and encodes 321 amino acids. The record is from RefSeq and is a predicted model, not a curated record. Gene Ontology annotation, biological process: regulation of DNA-templated transcription. The transcript has 4 exons. NCBI's taxonomy places the organism in Eukaryota, Viridiplantae, Streptophyta, Magnoliopsida, Caryophyllales, Amaranthaceae.